This is a messenger RNA of Cannabis sativa, 2808 nucleotides long. RefSeq lists its product as hypothetical. NCBI's taxonomy places the organism in Eukaryota, Viridiplantae, Streptophyta, Magnoliopsida, Rosales, Cannabaceae. The coding region runs from base 513 to 2195 and encodes 560 amino acids. The record is from RefSeq and is a predicted model, not a curated record. The transcript has 2 exons.
AAAACUUUUCAUCCAUGUUACUCUUUCUCUUUCCCACCAAACUUAAAAUAUCAUUAGAGAGAAUAAAGGGAAGGCAGUGGCAUGAAGUUUCCAAAUAAUAAAAUUUCAGAAGAAAAAGAAAGAAAACAAAGUACCAUACAAUACUAUGCCACACCAACUAAACACCUUCCUCUUUUAAUUUUUAUUAUUUUUAACCUUUUCUAUUUAUUUCUAAGCCAAGCUACUUUCCUCUCUCUCUCUCUCUCUCUCCUCUUCUAGCUGAACAAGUCUUAAAGCAGAGACCUUUCUCGAGCUUCAUCUCUGUUUUCUAACUUUGAAAAUCAAAACUUUAUGAUUGUGUGACUAUUCUCUCUCUCUCUCUUGAAUUAUACAGAGAGAAAGAGAGUUUCUCUCGCUUUAUUCUCUUUCGUUAAAACCGUUCAAAUAAAUAAGAGUAUAGAGUGUUGAGGAUCAUAAUCUAGAGGGAAAAAAGUUUUCGGGUUUUUGAAUUUGAAGGAGUUUUGAUCAUUAAAAUGUUUGGGUGUGAGUGUUGGUGUUGGGACAGUGAGCUGGAGUUCAAUUACUCUGAGCCUAAACCCUUCUCUUUACCUUCACCACUUCCGGCAUGGCCUAAAGGCCAAGGCUUUGGAACCGGAAGAGUAUCUCUUGGAGAAAUUGAAGUUGCAAAAGUCACCAAGUUUGAGAGCGUUACUAGUCUAAAUGGGAAACCAAAUGGGGUUUCAUUUUACAAGCCUGUGAACAUUCCUGAAGGAUUUUUCUGUCUUGGUCACUACUGCCAGCCCAGCAACAAGCCAUUGAGAGGCUACGUUCUUGUGGCUCGUGAAGCUGCUUUUACUCCUAAGCCACAACACUCGGAAUCAAGCUUACCUGCACUGAAAAAGCCUGUUAACUAUUCCUUAAUCUGGAAUGCAGAUUCCCAUAAUGAUGGUUGUGGUUUUUUUUGGUUGCCAAAUCCGCCAAUGGGUUACAGAGCGGUGGGUUUUGUUGUCACUAAUAACCCCGAGGAGCCUGAAGUUGAUGAAGUUAGGUGUGUGAGAGAAGAUCUUACUGAGACUUGUCGAACAAGUGAUGCGGUAUUUGCCAUGGAUUCAAAGUUUUCCAAGGAUGCAUUUCAAAUUUGGAGCACGAUGCCUUGCAAGAGAGGGAUGUGGUGCCAAGGAGUGUCUGUUGGUACAUUUUUCUGUAGUAGCUAUUGGAAUUCUGAGAAAGAUUUAUAUAUUGGGUGCUUAAAGAACGUGAACUCUACUCUAGAAGGAAUGCCAAAUCUUGACCAAGUUCAUGCUCUCAUUCAGCAUUAUGGGCCUACAUUGUUCUUCCAUCCUGACGAGGAAUAUUUGGCUUCUUCAGUUAAAUGGUUUUUCAAAAAUGGGGCACUUCUCUGCAGAGAUGGCUCUAAUAAGGCUGAACCUAUCAAGUUUGGAGGAUCAAACUUGCCUGCUGGAGGAGUGAAUGAUGGUAAGUUUUGGAUAGAUUUGCCCGGUGAUGAUGAGGCAAAAGAACAUCUAAAGCGAGGAAAUAUGGAAAGUUCGGAGCUUUAUGUUCAUGUUAAACCAGCACUCGGAGGGACUUUUACUGAUAUAGCUAUGUGGGUUUUUUGCCCCUUUAAUGGACCAGCCACCCUUAAAGUUGGUUUGUUGACAUUUGCAAUGAACAAGAUAGGAGAACAUGUGGGUGAUUGGGAGCACUACACCCUUCGUGUGAGCAACUUCACCGGAGAACUGUGGCAAAUAUACUUCUCGGAACACAGUGGUGGUAGAUGGGUGGAUGCUUCUGAGUUGGAGUUCAUCCAAGGGAACAAAGCAGUAGUUUAUGCAUCAAAACACGGUCAUGCUAGCUUCCCACAUCCCGGUACAUACAUUCAAGGCUCAACAAAGCUUGGAAUAGGGGCCAGAAAUGAUGUUGCUCGUAGCAAGUUUUUCAUUGAUUCGAGUACAAGGUAUCAGAUCAUUGCAGCUGAGUAUCUCGGUGAGGGAGUUGUUACAGAACCCUGUUGGUUGCAGUAUAUGAGGGAAUGGGGUCCAACCAUAGUGUAUGAUUCGCGAUCAGAACUAGACAAACUACUUGACAUUCUUCCAUUUUAUUUUCGAUUUUCGGUUGAGAACAUCUUUGAUUUGUUUCCAACUGAGAUUUAUGGUGAGGAAGGACCAACUGGACCAAAGGAGAAGGAUAAUUGGGAUGGUGAUGAAAGAUGCUAGCUGUGCCAUGUUAAAUGCCACUUAAAUCAUAUUUUGAAGAGCUUGGUUCCUAAAUGCAAGAUUGAAAAUUGUAUAUAAACCAUUUUGGAGAUGAUACUCAGUUCAUGCUGCAGCAAAAAGCUUUUGACAGCAUAGAAGUGCAUCCAAUCCCAAAGUAGUUUUAGGAUAUAAAGGACAUGAAUAUAUUUAUUACAAAAAAAUGUCUUCUCAUUUACCAAGUCUUAAACUGUGUUGAAGCUUGAAAAUAACAGCUAGCCAGGUUGUGCUUCAACAGCAGAGAAGAAAACUGGAGUUGGUCUUUCUGUGCCACCAUCGCUUUAAGCCCCAUUCUUAGUAAGAUUGCUUGGCUUUGCAUCUAUACAUGCAGAGCCAUAGAAAGACACUGAACUUCUCUACCCUCUCUCUCUCAAAAUUAAUUGGGUAUUGUUAGAUUGGCUUGUUGUAUGUUAUAUACUUACUAUUUGUGUAUCAUUCCAGAUAAUUGUGGAGUUCAUUUUAAAAUUCAAUACGAUUGAUUUACACUGUAAGAUCACUUUGGAGCUUUAGAACAUAUAAUACAAUAGUUCAUGUGUGUUUUGUAAAUUACAUUAAUACACCAACUUUUUACACCAAA